UCUUUAUUAUACAACCGCAUUCGGGGAAGAAUUUCUUCAAUUUUCUCCUUUUUUACCGGAUUCUGAGGUUAAUUCUCGCGUCAAAUAGCUUUAGGUGCCCCGUGACUUGACUGCAAAAUGUUUAGCAUGCAUCGCCAUCUUCGGAAGUGUUUUGCCUUUCGACUGUUGCAGCGAGGGUCUCACAGCGAAGUAGCUUCGAUGGCAGCAGUGUCCCGGGCGGCAUCCGAUGACAAAGGACAAACGACAAAAGUUGACGUGACGAGUAUGGAGGAAGUUAAAAGUGCUUCGACGAUGUCAACGGGCAGGAGAAAAGGAAUGGUUGCUGCUGCCUUUGCCUCGUUGAAGGAUGAAAGCUCAAAGGACAAGAGUGUGGCUUCGUUGCUGGUCGACGAGAGAAUUUUGAAGGCAAAUACCGUCAAUGAGCUGUUAUCCAUCGGCACGAAUAAGGAAAACAAAAUAAAUCGGAAGCAAGCGUUGACGAUAAUUUCAAUUUUGUCGCAAUGGAGUUCCAUUGGGAAAGUAAAACCCUCGGAAUACGAGUCAGAUGAGCGUUUCACGGGCAUUUGUCGCAUCUUGGGGCGCGUCGUGAACCGGAGCAACACAAAUUUGGGCAGUGAUCGACAUGCGGCGCAUCGAGCAGCGGAUCUCAAUGUCGUACUUCAUGUCACGGGCGAAGACGAAGCUUCAAAACUCGUCGCUAAUCUCUCCUUAACGCAAAUGGUAAAAGUACUCACGAGUUUGGCACAGCAGAAAAAUCGCAGUUUGACCCUUUUGCGCACCGUCGCUUCGAAUAUCACGGCAAAUUCGGAGAAAAUGAACAUGAAAGUCGCAAGUGAUGCCUUGUAUGCGAUGGCAAUCCUCAAUUUUUGGGAUACCGUGUUAAUUGAGCGAAUUUGUGCGGAUGCCCAAGCAGCGCUUCCGACCACGACAAAAUCCGCCGUUGUUGGAUCGAUUGUCACGAGUUUGGGUUGUUUGCGGUAUCGAAAUACGGAAUUUUUGGAAUCUGUUGCGGAAUGGACAUUGAAAAAUUUUGAAGAAUGUCGUACGCAAGAUGUGGCGGCUCUGUUUCAUUCGCUUGGCAUGCUGAAUUAUCCGACGAGCAAAUUUGACGAGUUGAAGAAGAAGGCGUUGCGUGAAGAUGAAUUUCCGAAAUCCAUGGAUUAUUUGACGCAUGUGUGGUCUUUGGUGUUAUUGAAUGCGGCGACGAAUGAACAAGUUGAUUCCGUGUUAAGACGUGAAUUCAUUGAAAAACUAGUCAACGAACGACGAGGUGACUUGUUACCGUCAACGAAGAAGAAGCUUUUAAACAUUAACGCCUACGCGACAGCAUCAAAGGACUACAAAGGAAGCUUUUUGCCGCCAGAAAGUACAAUUUUCGCCGUUCCCUUAAUGUACAGCAAAGAAAAACAAAUUUCCGUGCAUGGAAUGCUCGAGUCAUUACGGAGUCUCGUGUCGCUGGAGAAAUUCGUGAAGAUCAGCAUGAACACAAAUAUGGGUUUUGUCAUUGAUGCGGAGUGUUGUUUUGAUGCAAAAGGCAAUCCUGUGCCCAUUGAGAAGGCUGACAGUUCUUGUAAACGAGUGGCAUUUAUGGUGCAAGAGUUCAACGAAAUGUGCCAAGGAACGGAAAUCUGUCCCUCGGGCAUCACGAACUUAUCGACGACGCUCCUUGAGAAAACCGGCAGGCACGUUGUGUCAUUACCAUAUAACGAAUUCAGUGUCAGUGAAAAGCUAUUAAAGCGAGUGCAGUAUAUAGAUGAAAAGCUAAAGGUCAUUCUAAACAAAAAAUGAGAAAAAAAAAUUAGGAAAAAUGUUAUAGUUUGAUAGAAUUGCCGCCUCCCGCGUGUUUUCUUUAAAAAUAAUUAAUAAAAAAAUCACGUAAAUAAAUUUAACCGCC
This is a messenger RNA of Culicoides brevitarsis, 1894 nucleotides long. RefSeq names its product FAST kinase domain-containing protein 4. Gene Ontology annotation, biological process: regulation of mitochondrial mRNA stability. The transcript is spliced from 5 exons. Bases 118 to 1788 code for a protein of 556 amino acids. NCBI's taxonomy places the organism in Eukaryota, Metazoa, Arthropoda, Insecta, Diptera, Ceratopogonidae. The record is from RefSeq and is a predicted model, not a curated record.